AUGCCGCCCCCUCUGACGUUCCGAGGGAUUGAUGAAGAACUGAUAGCAGAAGUGGUCCAGGGACAAAGCAGGACCCCCAGAAAAAGUUCCCCCAUUAAAGAAGAGGAAGCAAAAGGAGAUAAUAUAGAAAAAAGUCAAGGAACUCGACAAAGGCAGUUAUUAUCCCAAUGGGAAAUUGACCCAGUAAUGGCAGAAACUCUGCAGAUGAGUCAAGCUGAGAUGAGUGAACUGAGCAUGGCACAGAAACCAGAAAAGCUUUUGGAGCGCUGCAAGUACCGGCCUGCUUGUAAAAAUGGGGAUGAGUGUGCUUACCAUCAUCCCAUUUCACCUUGCAAAGCCUUCCCCAAUUGUAAAUUUGCUGAAAAAUAUUUGUUUGUUCACCCAAAUUGUAAAUAUGAUGCAAAGUGUACUAAACCAGAUUGUCCUUUUACUCAUGUGAGUAGAAUUCCAAUACUGCCUCCAAAACCAGUUACAACAGCAAUAUCACCUUCUUGUAGUCAGCUCUGCUGUUACUUCCCAGCAUGCAAGAAAAUAGAAUGUCUCUUCUAUCAUCCAGAACACUGUAGGUUUAACACGCAGUGUACAAGACCGGAUUGCACGUUUUACCAUCCCACCAUUACUGUACCACCACGACAUGCCUUGAAAUGGAUUCGACUUCAAACCAGCGAAUGACACCCAGUCCUGCCAGGCAGAAGAUCAUGGAAUUUGAAAGUUUCCACCUACCGAUGAAAGAUACUCUACAAAACUUGUCAAAUCUUUGAAACUUGGAAUAUAUUGCUUUCAUAAU
Molecule: messenger RNA, 787 nt
Organism: Propithecus coquereli (Coquerel's sifaka)
Lineage: Eukaryota; Metazoa; Chordata; Mammalia; Primates; Indriidae
Product: zinc finger CCCH domain-containing protein 14-like
Exons: 2
Coding region: 1-672 (223 amino acids)
Biological process (GO): regulation of mRNA stability
Cellular component (GO): nucleus; cytoplasm
Molecular function (GO): poly(A) binding
Source: RefSeq, a predicted model, not a curated record